GGCUUCAGUGUUAAUUUGGUAUUAACUUAAGUAUCAAUUUUUGGUUUAUUUUCAAAAAGCAUAAAAUGGAUUUGUUUGCGUCUUUAGUUGAAAAUAAAAGCUUGGCACCGAAGACGUUGAAAGUCCGUAAAGUUUACGUGAACGAAGAUCCCAAAGAGGAAAAGUCUGAACCAUGCCCAAGGUGUUGGUCUCAAAACCGACAGAGCAAUGUACGAUACAUGUUUAUCAACAUGCAGGAGGCAAUAUAUAAAUGUGAAGCAGCAAAUUGUAUGUACCCGUUCCACGACUUCAAGUACAAAAACUAUUUAGAUCAAACAGUUUAUUACUACCGGGCGGUUGAUGAAGAAAUAUUGGCACUGUCACACUUUGGUUCGUUGUUAUCAAAUGAGGCCUCUUCAUCUAGCGAUAUGGAUCAUUCUAUAGGAAGUCCCACAACUGAGUUCAAAUUAGAUUUUCAAUCACCUGAUCGAGACGCUUCCGCAAAAAUUCCGGGACAGAGCGAGUUAAAUAUUUUUGAUAGUCCAUCACUUAGUUUCAAAAAUCUGGCAGAAGGGUUCGAUACCGGUUUUAUUGAUGAUAUCCUGAAUGAUCUUGGAGAAGCUUCGCCAGAAAAGAAACCAACAGUUAAUUCUUCGCCAGCGCAAUCGGUGGUGCAGUUAGGAGUUAAUAAAUCUAAUCGUCAACUUAAGCGUUGCCUGGAAAUGUUUCAUGAAGAUAAAUUCAAUACAGCGAAACAUGACAGCGAGUUAUUUAAGGUACCACCGGUUCCUGGGUUAGAAACUUCUAAUUCUCACAAAGUAAAGUUGAAGAAAGGUUCACCUUCAAAAAGGGUCAAAUCAAACCGGCGAACUAGUCAAUCUAGUUCCCCGUCAGCGGAACGUAUUUUGAAGAAAAGUCGUAUGAAACCGCUCCAGUUUCUGGAAACACUAAAUAGCAUUCGAACGGUUUCGGAAGAAAGCCAACAACAGGAUGUUUCGGUUUCCGCUCAACCUACUAACAAAAAAUUGGGAAACAAUCAGAAGGUAGCUAAGAUGCUUGAUUUCAUUGAACGAAGUAUGAAAAAACGAGCUCCUAUUGUCGAACCAGUGGUCUCCAAUACUUUAGAUCCGUUGUUGAACCGCACCAUGCGAAAGACGUCAAAAAAGAAAGAACUAAAAAAACGAUCGCUUUCCGAAGCAGUUCUGCACGACUCCCAGUUCGAGUAUAGUUCCAGCGAGGAAGAACAGGGACUUUCGUCGUUUUCUAUAGGAUCCACAUCCACACAAUGCACGGAUGACGAGUUAUCACUGCCGUCGUUUGAGGAACUUGUACAUUCGAUACAUCCUAGUCAAAAUAACACCACCAAAGAAUCAACCGAUGAAACAGCAAAUGUAAAUAGUGGGACUGGAUUUCGAUCGGCAGGCUGCAGCCCAACCCGGAUUGAACCGUGGGAAGCGAUACCACCGCGUCGUAUUCAAAGUAUGGAAUCACUCUGCAGUUUAUUGGAAUAA
Messenger RNA from Sabethes cyaneus, 1490 nucleotides. RefSeq lists its product as uncharacterized. Lineage: Eukaryota; Metazoa; Arthropoda; Insecta; Diptera; Culicidae. The coding region runs from base 66 to 1490 and encodes 474 amino acids. The record is from RefSeq and is a predicted model, not a curated record. The transcript has 2 exons.